GAACCAUGGCCGGCGUAGUCGACUUCCAGGACGAGGAGCAAGUGAAGUCCUUUCUGGAGAACAUGGAGGUGGAGUGCAAUUACCAGUGCUACCACGAGAAGGAUCCGGACGGUUGCUAUCGGCUGGUGGACUAUUUGGAGGGGAUCCAGAAGAAUUUCGAUGAGGCUGCCAAGGUGUUGAAAUUCAACUGUGAAGAGAACAAGCACAGUGAUAGCUGCUACAAACUGGGGGCCUAUUAUAUGACUGGAAAAGGUGGACUGACCCAGGACCUGACAGCUGCCUCCAAUUGCUUUCUGAUGGCCUGCGAGAAGCCUGGAAAGAAAUCUGUGGAAGCAUGUCACAAUGUUGGUCUCCUGGCACAUAAUGGACAGGUCAAUGAGGAUGGCCAGCCCAACCUGGGGAAGGCCAGGGACUACUACACAAGGGCCUGUGAAGGUGGCUAUGCCUCCAGCUGCUUCAACCUCAGCGUCAUGUUCCUGCAGGGUGCCCCUGGUUUUCCCAAGGAUAUGGGCCUGGCAUGUAAAUACUCAAUGAAAGCCUGUGACUUGGGCCAUGUCUGGGCCUGUGCUAAUGCCAGCCGCAUGUAUAAGCUCGGGGAUGGUGUUGAUAAGGACGAGGCCAAGGCUGAGGUGCUAAAAAAUCGGGCCCAGCAGCUGCACAAAGAACAGCAGAAAAGUGUCCAGCCCUUAACGUUUGGGUAGUGUGACCCACCCCCUCUCCCUAAGCAGCAGGUGGCUGGAGGCUGGCACCUCCUGUUUCUGAGACCUGAUGCAGCCCUUGAAGGUCAACCUGUUGAAGCAGGAAAACUUGGAACUUGGUAUCAGUAGCUCUGGUUACACAGAUCCAGUGCCCCAGAGUGUCCCCUACUGGGAUGUAGCCUGCAAUGUUUAUUUCAAUCAGUGUUCCUUUAUCUAGGUGUGUUCUGUGAAGACACCCACAUUUAUGGGGUUUUAGUUUUUAAACUCUUGCAGCUCUGAGAAAAAUAGGAGCAAACUUGAGAGCCAUAGAGAUGGGGGCAAGGGGAAACAAAUAACAGGAAUUUGGAAAAAUUACCAGCCCUAGGGCCUGAAGGAAUCAGCCAUCAUCAUCAUUAUUAUUAUCAUUAUUAUAAUUUUAGUUGGGAGGGUAUGAAAAUCAGAAAGUGUCUUGAUUUAUGUAAUAGAGGUCUUAAGGAGCUAAGAACAGUUAAAUAGUCAUGACUGCCACCCUCUGACUUACGUAAUCAUUGGUGUGGGCUUCCCUUUUGCCUUUAGCGUGAGAUCUUUCAGAAACAUCAUAGAGAUCAGGAGGGAUAUGCAACAUAAAGGCUAAAGGUUGUUUUGCUUCAGGGUUACUAAAGAAGAAGAAACAUGAGCCUGCCUUCUAGAAGAGACGUUCACAGUUACAAAUUAGCAUCCCUGGUUCACUCACCUGGCACUGCUCAUCAUGCUAAGGAAGCACAUUAUUCCCAAGGCAACUUUAGCUAGGAAUUUAUAAGCAAGGAUUUUGUGACAUAUUUUGCCUACUGGAACUGAAACUUUUGACUGUGCCUGUGAAUAAACUAUUUUGACUGAUUUGUA
Molecule: messenger RNA, 1559 nt
Organism: Galeopterus variegatus (Sunda flying lemur)
Lineage: Eukaryota; Metazoa; Chordata; Mammalia; Dermoptera; Cynocephalidae
Product: cytochrome c oxidase assembly factor 7
Exons: 3
Coding region: 6-701 (231 amino acids)
Cellular component (GO): mitochondrial intermembrane space
Molecular function (GO): protein binding
Source: RefSeq, a predicted model, not a curated record